Molecule: messenger RNA, 915 nt
Organism: Rotaria sp. Silwood1
Lineage: Eukaryota; Metazoa; Rotifera; Eurotatoria; Philodinida; Philodinidae
Source: the annotation of a GenBank genome assembly
AUGCCUAAAAAACCUUUGGAUGCUAAUAAACCUCGUGGACCAGUAACAGCUUAUGCUUUAUUUGUUCGUACAUGUCGUGAUGAAUUACGUCGUAAAUAUCCUCAAUUAACAGUUGAUUAUAAUGUUAUUGCAAAGAAAUGUUCAGAACGUUGGAAAGUUAUGAAUGAUAGUGAAAAAAAACGUUUUAAUGAUACAGCGGAUUUACAACGUAAACGAUAUAAAGAAGAAAUGGCAACAUAUUUACAAGAACAAUCAGCUAAACAACAGCAACAACAACAACAAUCUGCAACAUCAUCAAUAUUACUUCAAACACCAUCAACACAAUAUCUUGUCGAACCACAACAACAUACAUUAAUUAUACCAACACAAACACAACAAACAGCCACAACAACAAUUCUUACUGUACCAAAAAAACCAGCAAAAAAACGUGAAAGAAAACCAAAAGAUCCACAUGCGCCGAAGAAACCUUUAUCAGCAUAUUUUCUUUUUUGUGCUGAUGAACGACCAAAAGUUCAUGGUUCACAGACAGGUAUGUCUGUAAGUGAUGUAGCACGAGAACUUGGUAUUCGAUGGAAAAAUGCUCCAAUUGAAUUAAAAAAUAAAUAUGAACAAGCAGCAUCAGAAAAAAAACAUGUUUAUCAAGCAGAAAUGGCUAUUUAUAAACAUCAAACAUCAACAAGUACAUCACCUCCUGAAACUCCUCAAACACCAUUAACACCACAUGAUUAUCAACCUCUUUUUUCAUCAACUUCUAUUCAACAACAACAACAACAACAACAUCCACAAUUACAACAUAUACUUCAACAACAACAUCAACAAAAUUUUACAUCAUAUGAUAAUGGUGAUACAUCUGAACAUCCAAAUGAAUUUGAUAUGAUAACAGGUGGACAUUCAGUUGGUGAAAAUGAUGUUUAA